AUGUUUAGGUUGAUGAAUUCCUCACCUCUUUCUCCUCUUCUCUCUUUGCAGCAUAACGAAAUGUUUCAUCUGUACUCCUCAAUCAGAAGAAUAAAAAUCCCCUUGUUCAGUCUAGUGUCAGUUACUGAGCCGAUCGAUAUUAUGGCUGUUGUUGAGAAUGGUGGGUCGAACAGCCGUGUCGAACCAAACGAUGUUGAUCAGUCAAAACCAUUGAUUUCGAAAUCAAGGUCAAGUGAUCAGCAACAGAGUUCGGAUCAGCAGAAGACGACACCACCUAAUGGAAAUGGUAGUCUGGCAUACAAUAACGGUGUCUCAAACAAUCAUCAUCAGCAUCAGAUGACUACGAAUGGCGUUGAUCAUCAUAAUCAGGAAGACGACGACGACGACGACGACGAAGAAGAAGAAGAAGAAGAAGAAGAGGGUUUUAAAAAAGAAAUGCGUGAUUUAGCUGAAAUGCUAUCAAAAUUGAACCCUAUGGCUGCAGAAUUCGUACCCCCUUCACUCUCCAACAACCAUCCUAGACCCCUUCUAGUCCCACCAUCUCCUACUUCUCACUUUGGUUAUGCCGCCAUCAACAACUUCCUUCUCCAAACCAACACUACACCAGCUUUCACCAACGCCAAUUCCAAUGGAGCUUCUACUAGACGGAAGAAGAGUAACUUUAGUCAUGGGAAACGAAGGAUGAAUAGCCGAACUAGCUUGGCACAAAGAGAAGAUGUCAUUAAAAGGACUGUUUAUGUGUCUGAUAUUGAUCAUCAGGUUACCGAAGAACAACUUGCAGCUCUCUUCAUUGGUUGUGGACAGGUUGUAGAUUGUCGUGUAUGUGGUGAUCCAAAUUCUGUUCUUCGGUUUGCCUUUAUAGAGUUCACAGAUGAGGAAGGUGCAAGGAAUGCAUUGACUUUAGGUGGAACUAUGCUUGGAUAUUAUCCAGUUAGAGUAUUGCCUUCAAAAACUGCAAUUGCACCAGUAAAUCCUACUUUUUUACCUCGGUCUGAAGAUGAAAGAGAAAUGUGUGCAAGAACUAUCUAUUGUACUAACAUUGAUAAGAAGGUCACACAGGCUGAUGUGAAGCUCUUUUUUGAAUCACUUUGUGGCGAGGUGUAUCGCUUAAGGUUGCUUGGUGAUUAUCAUCAUUCAACUCGUAUUGCAUUUGUGGAGUUUGUUAUGGCGGAGAGUGCAAUUGCAGCUCUGAACUGUAGCGGUGCGGUAUUGGGAUCAUUACCAAUAAGGGUGAGCCCAUCAAAGACUCCGGUUAGGCCACGUGCACCUAGAUCUAUGGUGCACUAA
Messenger RNA from Lactuca saligna, 1287 nucleotides. The record is from the annotation of a GenBank genome assembly. NCBI's taxonomy places the organism in Eukaryota, Viridiplantae, Streptophyta, Magnoliopsida, Asterales, Asteraceae.